Penicillium griseofulvum is the source of this 1224-nucleotide messenger RNA. Its product is annotated as iron-sulfur cluster-binding protein, rieske family domain protein. NCBI's taxonomy places the organism in Eukaryota, Fungi, Ascomycota, Eurotiomycetes, Eurotiales, Aspergillaceae. The record is from RefSeq and is a predicted model, not a curated record. Gene Ontology annotation, molecular function: 2 iron, 2 sulfur cluster binding; iron ion binding. The transcript is spliced from 2 exons. Bases 1 to 1224 code for a protein of 407 amino acids.
AUGACUCCAAAAAUCUCAUCUCUUUUCGGCUACAAACCCGAUGGCCCCGGAGCAAAGGAAGAAUCUACCAAAGGUCUUCCAGCUCCCUGGUACCAUUCGCCAGAGAUGUAUGAGUUGGAGAGAAGGGCCAUUUUCUCCAAGAAAUGGAUUUUAAUUACUCACAACUUGCGGUUCGAAAAACCGGGAGACUUCUAUCGGUUCGAGAUGGCUGGAUUUUCAUUUGUGCUUUGUCUUGACAGGGAGGGUAACUUGAACGGCUUCCACAACAUAUGCCGGCAUCGUGCAUUUCCCCUUAUCUCCCAAGAUGAGGGUAAUACCCCGAUCCUUUCUUGCAAGUAUCACGGAUGGUCAUAUGGACUCAAUGGAAAAUUGGCCAAAGCGCCCAAAUUUGACGUGCCAGGAUUCAAGAAAGAGGAGCAAAGCCUAUUCCCAGUUCAUAUUCAUGUUGACGCGAUAGGUUUUAUUUGGGUCAAUCUCGACUUCUCCCCAACACCGAUCCCAUGGGACGAAGAUUUCAAAGGUGUCGAUAAACAAGAAAGGUUCGAACAAUUUGAUUUCACCCGGUAUAAAUUUGACCAUACCUGGCAUAUGGAGGGGAAUUACAAUUGGAAAACCUUGGCCGACAACUACAAUGAAUGUUAUCAUUGCACUGUCGCCCACCCGGACGUGGCAAAACUCGCCGAUCUGUCAUACUACUACACAGUCUCAAAACCUGGACAUAUCCAACAUUUCUCCCGUCCAAAGAAAGACAAAGUGAAAGACGAUAUCAAUAAUGCCAGCACGUAUUAUUUUCCAAAUGCUUGCAUGACGGUCUCACCGCACUUUUUCUAUCUGAUGCGAUGCGUUCCAACGUCAGCGAAGACUUGCUCUAUGGAAUAUGAGGUUUAUCGACACAAGGAAGCCUCCGAUGAAGCCUUUAACUACAUUGACUCAUUUUUCAAGCGAGUUUUAAAAGAAGACAAACACCUUUGCAAUGCAGUUCAAAAGAAUAUAGAUGCUGGGGUAUUUGUCAAUGGACAACUUCACCCAAGCCUCGAGAGCGCUCCGUUGUUCUUCCAAAACACCGUGAGAAGCCUGCUCAGGAAGCACCGAGAAGAGGAAAAACGCGAGAAAAAGGAACUCUGGCCAGCUCGCCAAAGCUCCAUGGGCUCAGCCACUGCGGAGGAUAUUGAGUUUUGCGCGGAACUAGCAUGUAAUGGGCUAUCGAGUAAUCUUGAAUGGUAG